This is a messenger RNA of Camelina sativa (false flax), 755 nucleotides long. NCBI's taxonomy places the organism in Eukaryota, Viridiplantae, Streptophyta, Magnoliopsida, Brassicales, Brassicaceae. The record is from RefSeq and is a predicted model, not a curated record.
AUGACGAAAACAACGAAACCUAAUGCUGCUUAUUCUUCUUCUUCUCAUCAGAGCCUAAGCUUAAUGAAAAGACAAGCGACUGUGUUUAAGAAAGCUCGCGAGCUUUCUGUGCUCUGUGCGAUCGAAGUUUGCGUGAUCUGUUACGGAGCCGAUGGAACGCUUAAGACAUAUUCAGAAGAGAGGGAGAAGGUCGAAGCCAUCGCUCGAAGGUACGCUGCAUUGAGCGAGACGAAACGACGCAAAAGAAGCGUUGAUCUUCACGAGUUUCUCGCAAAAUCCAACAAGAAGAAACUGGUGAGACCGAGACGUGUAUCCAAGUUUCCAGUUUGGGACCCUAGGUUUGAUAAUUACUCUGGUGCGCAAGUCACGGGACUGGUUCAGUCCUUGGAGCGUAACCUAACCAGAUUACAAGAUAGGUUUCGCGCAGUUGAGGAACAGAGGAAGAUGAAUCAAGGACCGAGUGCGAGUAGUAGCACUACUACGAAUACGAUCAAUCAAUAUCUGCUUCCACAACAACAACAACCAAACCAGUUUUCCAUGUUUCUGUUUAACCAUGAGAAUGGGAAUGUCUCGCAAAUCCCAUUAGGUUUGAUGAACCAAGGGCAAUCUCUGAUGGCUCCGAUUCCGCCUGAACUACUAAUGAUUCACCUGAAUGCUGAUGUGGGAAACUACAACUUGGGGUCACUUGGGGUACAAGGAGCUUUUGGUCCUCCACUUUAUGAUCUCUCACAGCCUCUCUUUUCUUGAUUUGAUUA